Molecule: messenger RNA, 1411 nt
Organism: Papaver somniferum (opium poppy)
Lineage: Eukaryota; Viridiplantae; Streptophyta; Magnoliopsida; Ranunculales; Papaveraceae
Product: thioredoxin-like 1-1, chloroplastic
Exons: 4
Coding region: 76-927 (283 amino acids)
Biological process (GO): cell redox homeostasis
Source: RefSeq, a predicted model, not a curated record
UCCUUUACUUUUCUCCUCAACUACUAAUCUUCUUCUUCUGUGAUUAAUUUAUCUGAUUGUAUUGAUACGAAUAGAAUGGCUACUGAAAUUCUGAGUAAAUCUAAUCUGUUUUCUCAUACAUAUUACUGUUCCUCUUCAUCUUCUUCACUCAAGAACUCAUGUAUUACUAACUCUUCUUUAAAAGUCCAACCUAUUAAGUCCUUUUUGGAUAGUGAUUUUCAUGGCCGAAGGAUUUCUGUUCAACAAAAAAUUGAAGGAAAAGAACCCAGAAAAGGAAAUCUUCAGGUUUUGCCUAUACAGAUGAGCCUUUUAAUUGGAAAAGCCCAGAAAUGGUGGCAAAAGGGACUUCAAGAAAACAUGAAAGAGAUUACAUCUGCACAAGAUCUGGUCGAUUCUUUGUCAAAUGCAGGAGAUAAAUUAGUUAUUGUUGAUUUCUUUUCUCCUGGAUGUGGUGGUUGCAAAGCACUUCAUCCAAAGAUCUGUCAAUUUGCAGAGAUGAACCCAGAUGUUCAGUUCCUUCAGGUGAAUUAUGAAGAGCAUAAAUCAAUGAGUUAUAGCCUCAACGUUCACGUUCUUCCAUUCUUUAGAUUUUACAGAGGUUCCCAUGGUCGUCUCUGUAGCUUCAGCUGCACCAAUGCCACCAUUACGAAAUUCAGGGAUGCAUUGGCGAAGCACACUACUGAUAGAUGUAGUAUAGGUCCAACAAAAGGGCUAGAAGAAGCAGAACUUAUUGCUUUGGCUGCAAACAAGGAUCUUUCCUUCAAUCAUACACCAAAACCAAAACCAACCAAAGAACAAGAACCUAUUCCUGCUGAACAACAGAAACCACAACCAAUUCCUGCAUACUUAAAUUAUGCACUUCCUUCGAACUCUUCUAAAACCAUCAAAGAUUCUGAUGGAAAAACUUUGAUCGCAGCCGGGAGAUGAGGAUAAUCUUGAUUCAAGUAAUAUCAACCCACAUUCCGUUUGACUAUUACCCUUUUUUUCUCCUUCUUAUGUAUAGAUUAUAGGUUCUUGUACUAUGUACUCAUCAUCCACCUUUUAGAGGGAGAGAUGGUGAUAGAGAGGAACACAGAUUACAGUUCUCCUGUGAUAGAGAGGAACACAGAUUACAGUUCUCAUGUGUUCCGAUUGUACAUAUAUGUUAUGGAGUUGCAGGCUGGUGUGUUUUUUUGACGUAACUUGCCUGCAUUUAUAGUGAUGUCCUUUUUACUUUGUUUGUCAACGCAUCUUGGCUUAGUAUGGAAUCUAUGGAUGAGCCAUUUGUAUCAAUAAUAUAUUAUUAUUGAUAUAUAGUUCUAUCAAUAAUAAUAUUAUUCAUUUGGGUCUUAGGUUAAACGGGGGUAUAUUUUACUGUAAAUUUUAGAUUCGAUUGUGUUUGAUCCAAAUGUAAAUUCGUUUAUCUGUUCUA